GUAUUUAUUCAAGCUGCAACGCGAACGCGAUAAGCCCAGUGUCACAUGUAUACUCUUUAAGUGUCACUGUCAUGACAAUCAAUCAAAGACGCUCAACUGUCAACUGUACAAAAAAUAAAAAUAUUAAAAAUCCCGCCUAAACUAAAGUGAAAAUUUCAUCAUUUCGGAUUUGCCUUUAACACUGCUUUUUCCCUUUCGUAUAUAGUAAAAUCGCUUUAAUCAUGAAUUCACCAAAAGCCAAUUCCCCGUCUUUCAAAAAUUUAAGGACUAAACAAAAACAGUCCCCAAUAGCUAUUAAAGAAAAACUUAAAAAGGAUUACAAAGAAAAGGUGCAUAAUUGCCGUAAUAUGCUUCUGGACAAAUUCCGAGGGUCUGCGGAUGAAACUGAACUUCGGGACACUUUGAUAACAAUUUAUAAAAGUAUGUUUGGAUUUUCUAAAUUUGAAGAAUCAGAUGAAGAAAGUGAAGUGCUAAAUGAGAUAAAAAAUGAACUUAUUGAUGAAGAAUUACAAUGGUGCUUGGAGGAAUAUGAAAAAUCACAAAUGGAUAAUGUUGAUUGGUCAGUUUUAGAACAAGAAGAUGUCACAUGUCCUGUUUGCCAAAAGAAGAAUUUUAAAUAUGAAGAUGGAAUAGUAUCUUGUCCUAAUUGUCAUGUUAAUAUUAAAACACAAAGUACUUUACAAGAAAUAAAAAAAGUAAUUCUUGAUUCUAUUGAUAAACAUUCUAAAAAUUGUAAUGAGACAGCUGAAUUCACAUCAGUUCCUGAAUUAAAUGACACACAUAUAUAUUUAAUAUGUGCACAAUGCACGGACAUACAGCUGAUAUUAUAAUGUAUUCAUCUAAAAGUUUAAAAAUAUUGUGAUGUAUAUGCAUAUUAACAAUAACUUUUGAUAUACUCAUUUCAUAAAGUUAUGGCCAUAUGAUUAUAACUUUUUGAUUCUCUGCUUCCUCCAUUCUACUAUGCCUUCUAGAGUUAAUU
This is a messenger RNA of Papilio xuthus (Asian swallowtail), 979 nucleotides long. RefSeq names its product RPA-interacting protein alpha. The transcript has 3 exons. The record is from RefSeq and is a predicted model, not a curated record. Lineage: Eukaryota; Metazoa; Arthropoda; Insecta; Lepidoptera; Papilionidae. Gene Ontology annotation, cellular component: nucleus. Bases 222 to 830 code for a protein of 202 amino acids. Gene Ontology annotation, biological process: protein import into nucleus.